AUGCUGCUUGCCGUUUGCUCUUUCUAUAUGAGAAAUGGGAUUUGCGGGUGUAGCGCUGACGCUUCAAACACUGUACGAGCAGCACAUGUGGAGACCCAGCUUUCAAGUGCCUCGGAGGACAGUUCCUAUUCAACAACAGUCAGUCAGGGCUAUGUUUUACCAGAAGGAAAAAUCAUGCCAAACACGAUCUUUGUUGGUGGAAUUGACGUAAAGAUGAAAGAAUCAGAAAUUCGGAGUGUCUUUGAACCGUAUGGUCCUGUGAAGGAGGUGAAGGUCAUUACUGACAGAAGUGGUGUUUCGAAGGGGUAUGGGUUUGUGUCUUUCCUGGACAAUGUGGAUGUUCAAAAGAUAGUUGAGGCACAAAUCAACUUCCAUGGUAAAAAGCUGAAACUGGGGCCAGCAAUCAGGAAACAACAAAACUUAAAUUCCUGUGUGCAUCCUAGACAAUUAGUUCUUAGUCCUCCUGCUGCACCCCAGUUCCAGAGUGUAUGGAAUAGUCAGAGUGUGGAGACGUAUGUGCAGCCUCCAGCUGUCAUGAACCCAGUAACACCCUAUGUUCAGCCCUAUCCAUACAAUUCAUCGCCACCUGUACUGGUAAAGCAGCAAGUUCCCAUAGGGUAUCAACCGGCUUACAACUAUCAGGCUCAACCACAGUAUGUUGCUGGGGAGCCAAGGAAUUAUGUAAUGCCUCCAGCUCCGGUAAGACUUUUGAAACUCUUCUUAGUGUAUACUCCAGUGAACUAUCAUGGCACUGAGGAUCCAGGAUUUCUACCGUUGGAAUGUGCUGUUCCAGAGCCCACACAGUUGCCUAACAGCCCACAAAAGAAGUCUGUGGACAGGGGUAUGCAAACAGUAUUAUCCUGUCUGUCUAAUCCUGAGAACCAGCUGACAAAUGACCUUGUAGUACAAGACAACGCAAAGGAGAGUAAGACAUACCACUACAGAAAAGGAAAGGCAGUACACAAAACCGUUUGA
Catharus ustulatus (Swainson's thrush) is the source of this 975-nucleotide messenger RNA. It is a transcript of the gene DAZL, whose product is annotated as deleted in azoospermia like. The transcript has 11 exons. Bases 1 to 975 code for a protein of 324 amino acids. The record is from RefSeq and is a predicted model, not a curated record. NCBI's taxonomy places the organism in Eukaryota, Metazoa, Chordata, Aves, Passeriformes, Turdidae. Gene Ontology annotation, molecular function: protein binding; mRNA 3'-UTR binding.